CUCACGCCAGGCUCCGAACAGAGCUACGAUGUCGGGUGGUGCAGUCUUCGUCUUUUUUGCUCUCUGUGUGCUUUUUGUUGGCUGCUGUGGAAAACCGGCGAUUCUGGGAGAGUCUGUAGAGUUAAAAGCGGAUGUGAAGUGUGACGCGCAGGAAUUCAGUCUAAUCUACCGGCUGAGGGAUGACAGUCCACGGACUGUGGCCCAGCUGGUAAACGGUGUCUGGAUGCCGGGAGAGAGGUACAGAGAGUUUGUGGAGCACAGAUCCACGCUCAGCUUGUUGCUAACCCGUGUGAACUACAACUAUCAAGGCUACUACGAGUUCAUCUGCGCCGGGCAGGUUGUCACCACCAUCCAGCUGGAGGUCCUCAUCAUCUCCAACAACAACCUCUCUGUGCCUGAAGGAGACACGCUCACGCUGCCGUGUUAUUUCCACACUGAGGGGGACUCCGUGGACUCUGUUGUGUGGGAAAGAGACGGGGAACUGGUGCUGAACCACAGCCUCUCCUCCGGGGAGCUCAUAUAUGGGACUGGGUUUGAGGGCAGAGCGUCUGUGAGGUCUGACUGGUUUGUACUGGGUGACCUGUCACUGACGGUGGAGCGGGUCCAGCUGGAGGACCGAGGUGACUUUUUCUGCCGUGUUAAUAAAGGCAAAAAAAAGAGCGGGAAGUGGAGAGAGAGGGGCAGCCCUGCCGCUGUGAGAGUGACGGUCAAUGAGAAGAUCACCAUCAUCAGCAGCACCUCUGCUCCUGUGAGUACACCUCUCCGCUAA
Messenger RNA from Neolamprologus brichardi, 769 nucleotides. Lineage: Eukaryota; Metazoa; Chordata; Actinopteri; Cichliformes; Cichlidae. The record is from RefSeq and is a predicted model, not a curated record.